Molecule: messenger RNA, 6290 nt
Organism: Epinephelus lanceolatus (giant grouper)
Lineage: Eukaryota; Metazoa; Chordata; Actinopteri; Perciformes; Serranidae
Gene: wtip
Product: WT1 interacting protein
Biological process (GO): cytoskeleton organization; response to hypoxia; negative regulation of hippo signaling
Cellular component (GO): P-body; nucleus; transcription regulator complex
Molecular function (GO): transcription corepressor activity
Source: RefSeq, a predicted model, not a curated record
GACCUUUCAACUUAACAAAAACUGAAGUUGACAAACGUAUCCCUGUCGGCUGAAACUGUGAGAAAGAGUUUGUGUUUUCGGCGAAGGGGGCAAAGCAGAAGAAGACGAUGCGGCACACGGUGGAGGUUUCUCAGUACGUCGGUGGUUUUCUGUAAAUGAGCGACGGCUGUAACGCGGCGUUUUGUUUUGAUUUCCAUGUGAAAUGCAAUUAGUGCUCCGCGGUGCUCGCUAGUUUGGCUCGCGGAGCGGAGCACACUCUGAACUUGUUUCUCGCCUCGGGAGCACAACAUGGAGCACUACCAGGAAGAUUUGGGACUCCGGGCCAGUAAAUUGAUGGAGGACCUUUCCUUGUAUGAUGCGUAUAAGGACGGGAUGUACAACGCGAGGAGAGACUUGGUGAUUAACCCUGAUUUGGACUUUUCGGCUCCGGCUGUAGCAGAACAUAAAAGUAAGCCAAUGAAUGGUACCUCUGUGCUUCACCAGCAGCAUCACACAGUGGAGAAUUUCACGACUGGGAAUAAAGUGUACAACGCGGCUCCGGUGCGCCCUGUAAACUGCACCCGGACCGUGCCUGUGGAUUUUUGUGCCCCUCAAAGAGACGCAGUUUAUACCGAGAAGGGCUGUUGCACCAAAUCCGAAGUGGCUUUGCCGUGCUACACGGGCGCUUCCGACAGGCACCGGAGAUACUCUCUGGAGGUGCAGGGCCACAGGUACAGCACCGGCUCCGCCUUCGAUGGCGUGCCCCUGAACAAGCCGGUGGCAGUGCCCGGCAACAGGUGCAACAGUGUCUGCAUCACCAGCAGCCACGACGGGAGAUAUAACGCCACUAGCCCCCGGUCCAGCUUAGCAUCUUCCCUGUCCUCUCAGGAGCAGAGCAAGCAUGCCAGCCCGAGGUCGAGCAUCAGCAGCCCGCGCACUAGUUUAGUGGUACCGGGUCAGGACAGGUACACGAGCCCCAGGUCUAGUUUAGUUCACUGUGAGGGCAACAAUGUCCUCAGUCCCAGAUCCAGCUAUGCAAGCACUGCCAGCGACACGAGUAAACACUCCAGCCCCCGGGCCAGCCUCAACAGCUGUGACUGCUGCAGCAAACCCAGCAGCAACCGCACCAGCGGCAUCAGCAUGGGCUACGACCAGAGGCACACUAGCCCCAGGUCGAGCACGGCGAGCCAGUACUCCUUCACCACCAGCCCGAGAUCCAGUUACUCUGACUCACGGUACGGGCCCGUGGUCAACCAUGAUCUGGAGGGGGCGAUUUUACACGCAGCGCCGCUGGCGAGUCCUCGCUCGAGCAUCUGCAGCCAGGACGGGAGCGCGAGACCGGGGACCACCGCAAACUGCGUGGUCAGUCCCCGGUCCAGCAUCUCCAGUCACAGCUCCAGAAGUUCCCGCAGCUCCAGGGGGUCUAUGAGCACCUACCCGGAUCUGCAGCUGCCUUCACCCAGGUCAUCGAUGCUGGGCAGCAGUUUACACGAGGAUACGCUGCUGCAGGAGUUUGGAGACUCCAACGGGAUUCCAAAUCGCAUCCAUCUCCAGGGACUCUCGGCUGUGCCAGAGCCCCAGCAGCAGUCAGCCCAGACGGGAGGGUCUGUGGAGAUGACCGCGGGGUCGCCAUCAUCAUUUAGUUAUGGGAUGUCCUCCAAAGCAGUCUCCUCGAGCCAGAGGUUUAAGCUACCUUACCAGGUGACCCCUAACCGGGAGAGUGGACCCAGCCAGGCGGAGAGGCGGCUGGAGGCGCUCACUUUGGAGCUGGAAAAGGAGUUAGAGAUGCAUAUGAAAAAGGAAUACUUUGGUAUCUGUGUCAAAUGUGGGAAAGGUGUGUAUGGAGCCAGCCAAGCCUGCCAGGCCAUGGGGAAUCUGUAUCACACAAACUGCUUCACCUGCUGCUCCUGUGGACGGAGGCUGCGAGGGAAGGCGUUCUACAAUGUCAACGGGAAGGUCUACUGUGAGGAGGAUUUUCUGUACUCUGGUUUCCAGCAGACGGCUGAGAAGUGUUUCGUGUGUGGUCACCUCAUCAUGGAGAUGAUUCUCCAGGCACUAGGCAAGUCCUACCAUCCUGGCUGUUUCCGCUGUGCGGUGUGUAAAGAAGGUCUAGAUGGAGUGCCUUUCACUGUGGACGUUGAAAACAACAUAUACUGUGUCAAAGAUUAUCACACGGUUUUUGCUCCCAAGUGUGCCUCCUGCAACCAGCCCAUUCUCCCAGCCCAGGGCUCUGAGGAAACCAUCCGGGUCGUUUCUAUGGACAAGGACUACCAUGUGGAGUGUUACCACUGUGAGGACUGUUGUCUCCAGCUAAAUGACGAAGAGGGCCACCGUUGUUAUCCACUGGAAGGCCACCUGCUCUGCCAUGGCUGCCACAUCCACCGGCUCCAGUCGCAGGUCCCUGCCCACCUGCCCCCCAGCUACCCCCUCCAUGUCACUGAGCUGUGAGGGGGAGAGGAGGGUGGGCAGCAACCAUGCCCUGCCUCCCAGGUGAUCCGAGACACCAGCAGUGGGGGAAAGAAGGCCUGCACCCCCUCCAGCAGUUCCAGGGAAGCCUCUGUGUGGCCAUCUGAGCUACUGCCCCUGUCCUCAACUGGACGGCCAGGCUGUGGACUAACACACUCAGCUCCCACCACAAGCCCUGCUGUCAUAUGACAGGGCUGGGAAAAAGGGUCCCCCUCCUCCUCCAUCUGUGGUCCUUUCCUCCCCUUUCCCCUCGGGUGCCUAUCCCUGAAAGCCAACACGCCGGCUCACCCAGAGGCCCCCGGUGACGUCACACAGCCUGACCCCUGCACAUUCAUCAAAGAGAGGGUUUUCGGAUUGGAGGGGAGGACGCACACUCGUCUCUCUCCUAGCUUCCCUCUCUUCCUUUCCAUGUUUUUCAUUCCUGUGCUCUGACUGAAGCGGUUUACCGCAGUGAAUUCACCAGUGCUGUCACGUCUGAGAACGCCACUGAUGUCGGCGUCAGGGAGGCCAGGGAACGAGCCACUACAUUCCAGUGCUGGUUGGACGGGACAGACCCCAGGGUGGGCAUGCUGUGCCUUCAGAGCGGGCUCUCUCCAUGCAGCUUCUAAACACUGAAAUGGAGUCCUGCUAAAGGCUAUGCAAAGGACACCCAGCAUCAUGACACAGGGCUGUGAGAAAAACUCUUAACUCAAGCUCAUCGCCCUGCACCAACCCCGAAAUAACAGAUGCACCGUAGCACCACAAGCCCAGAGGACCGACUGACAUUCCACUUAGAAGUCUUAGACGAGACCUCGAGAGAUUCACAAGCAGUGUCUUAAUUAAUGAUUAUAUUAUGACAGAAAAAGAAAAUUUUAGAUGCACAUAGAAUGUCUUUUAUAUAUGAAUAUAUAUUUUGCAGAUGUUUUCCACAUAAGAUCAUAGAUGUAGAUUCUCAUUUAUUUGUUUUUGCUGCGCUUGCGAUAGAUUCAGAGGUGAAACACGUUGUCUGUCUUGAAGCCUCUGAAGAUUUCAGGUCUGUUGUAUCAUUUCUCCUCCAGGAUGCAGAGCCUCUACAUGUCUGUCAGUGGGUCACAGAUCCACUGGCUCAAAUGGUAUUUGCCUUCAGUUAUCUUUUCCCACUUUGAGUACCAAAUGUUUAGCGCCAAAAGCUUGUUGAAGGCACCAGUCUGUUCCUUUUAACCUACAUAUCCCAGCUCUCUCUGCUAAUAGACAUUUCUGCAUACCUUAAAUUCACCAUCUUUGGUUAAACCUAAAUCAGUGUAUUUAUUGUAAAUGCAAGUUACUAAAAAAGUAAUAGUAAAUUGAAAAACUUGACAGAUUUUGAUCACUGUGUAUUUGUGUCACAACUGAUGCCAGCACUAUCUGUGUUUGAAACAUACAAGCUGAUCUCGUUAGCCUCUGGCUCUAAACAAGCAGUUAAUUUGAAGUUCUGUGUGAUUCCUUGUAUUUUCAUCGUACCUAAUUCUCACAAAAAUGUAACAAAGCAUUUAGGUCCCUUAUCUUUAGACUUUUCAGAAUUGCACAUUCUGACCUUCUGUCAAGGGUGCUACUAUUUUGCCAAGUUAUCACACAGAGCUUCGAGAUUAAGAUUAAAGCUUAAUCUUAAAAUCUAAGAGCUUAGCUAGAAAUUGGUCUUUAAAUACGGAGAUUUAGGCCCCGUGGUUGAGCAGCAAAAGACUGUUGACUAAAAGACAUUCAGCAGUGGUCAUCACAGAACCAAAUGCAAACUGUUGAAGUAUAUAAGCUAAAUAAGUAUUAAUGAGCUCUGUGGUUUAAACUAUGAAAAGGCAUUAAGAGACAGAAGAACUCUGAUUGGAAAAGAUUUGGUUGAACAUCUGUAUGUUAAAUAAACAGAGUGCUUGUAGUCGUGAGACAAAUAGACAACAUGUUGCAUGCAGCUCAUCAGAGGGACUGAUCUGGACUAAAAAUCAUUUCAUCAAUCAACAACAUAUACCUAUUCCACAUUUAUGCUUAUAUAUCAUUUUCCAGUGCUCACAAGCAUUUGUUAAUGACACAAGUCAUCUGGUGACUGUAAUGGUUUUCUGAGCACCCAUAGCUACGUUCCCCCAGAGAGGAGCCUAAUGUCAAAGGUCCCAGGUCAUUUGAAAGUAAUUUUCUGCCACCGACACCUGUCAGUGUCAUCAUGCGGCAUCUGGCCCAUCUGGUACUCAAGAGAAAAAGAAACAGAUUAAUUUAUUUAUUUGCAAAUACCUUUUUGCCCCAGGUGUGUUCAAGGCACUGUUUCCUGGUAUGUUUUUUUCCAGACACUGGUUUUAUGUCAUAUGAGCACUGAGAACACAGUGCGUUUCUACGAGGAACCUCCUCUUGUCCGCAUGCCUUAAAGACAGAACAGGUAUGUUUGUGUGUCUCGCUCUGGUUUGCCAUGCAGUCUGCUGUCAUGUCGUGGGGGGACGUCCCUGAAAAUGCGGAGCUGCUGGUCUCACCCGUGUUUUUAGGGAGUCCGCUCAUGUUUCCCAUGCUGGUUGUGUGUGUCUGUUUGUGUGAAUGCAAAAACAAAAACUACAUGAGACAAAAACACUUGAAACUCUGAGCUGUAGUGGUGCUGGGAAAAAAAGUCUCACCCCUCUGCACUUGGUUACUGUCAUCUUUUUUCCCCUCAGAUUGGCACUCAGUAGAUCAUUCCCUGUACAUGUCAGAUCUUAAGGUAUUUUAGGAACCUUCUGUUAUUGAGGAAAAUUCUGCCUUGCUCUUGCAUUGAGCAAAAAUCUGGUGUAGCUCGACGGUAACUAUGCCUGCUUAUUUCAAAGACGAGCAAAUUGUGAAUGUGUUUGUGUGUGUGUGUGUGUGUGUGUGUGUGUGUACUAGUGGCAGGGCCAUGGCACAUGCACCUCACUGUGUUUGCAGGGCAGUGCAGCAUCCAACACAGUGACCCCUGCUCUCUCUGUUGUAACCCAGUGAUGAUUUUGAUGACUGCGUCCACCCCAACUUCUUCUAGAUGUUUGUGUCUAAAUCUUAGUGUUUGUUUGAACUUUGGUGUGGUAGCAUCAUAUUGACGGUGUGUUCAAGUAACUAAUAUAUCAUCCUCUGACUACCACCUAUCUGGUAUUCAAACUAGAACAAAACAAGCACCAAGUAUUACAGGCAAACACUGGCUCCUAUUCAUAUAUUACUGUACACGCAGGUCAGAACAAAUACUACUGAAUGUGUGAUGAAAACAGAGACUGAAGCAGAGACUGAAGGCAGGGGUCACCACAGGCAGGAAGUGCUUUCUAAUGUAACCUGAUGUGAUGAGAUUCACUCGAAUGUAAUGAUGGUUAGUGUUGUAUAUUUGUAAAAGCAGAAAAGGACAGCAUAUGUGAGACAUUCCCCUUGUUAUUUGAUCAACCUCAAUUUUGUAUAAGGGUUCUGGUCAAGUAAUGUGUGCUAUACUUGAAGAAAGAGGCAUUUUUUGAACUGCACCAUAUCAACCCCCCCCCCCCCCCAAGAAAAACUUAACAAGAUCAGAGUGCUCCCCCUUUAAAGAUGUCUUAAUUCACCAUUUUAAAAGUACUACUUCAGUUUCUAUUGCAUAGCACACAGCUAGUUACCCUGUACAUAAAGAGGAUAGUUUUUGUUAUUUUAUUUUUCUGUCAAAAAUCACUUGGAAAGAGAAGACUUCUUCUCCUACUGGUAGUUCCAACAAGCACAUCUGUCACACAUCUUUUGUAACGCUAAGUGUUUUGAUUACCUAGAUGGUUCAUAAAAAAAGGAAACUAGAUCUAUUUAUCUAAACAUGAAAAAAGUCUAAAGUUAUUUAAUGUAUUAAAAAUCGGGACGUAUCAUUUAACUGUAGAUGACAUAAUCUGCUUUUUCAAUAAAGUGGUUUUGUAGCUAACUGCAAAAAA